AUGGGCUUCCACUGCGCGGAUACUCUCGAGCAACAUAACUGGGUUGGCGGAGGACUUGACGCUUAUAUCUACCACGUCACUCCUACUAUUGUGGUGAAAACUGUUCGUCCCGACCGAACCCCUGAAGAAAAGGCAGAGGGGCAUCCUUUCCUAAAGGAGAUUGCGUUUUUCAAACGUCUAAAUGAGGGCCAGGAUCGAUGUCCGAAUAUUAUUGAAUGUUUUCUCAUGCUCCCGGACCAUAUUUUUCUAUCAUAUUGCACACAUAAGGCAAUUACCCCUCGCUUCUAUGAACGCCAGGAGCGAGAGAGAGAAGCAAACGGUUUUCAUGGGCGCCUUAUCAGAGUGAAGGAAUACGAAGAUCCUGCCCUCAUCGCUCGAUGGAUACAACAACUCACCUCUGCUCUUGAGUAUGUGGAGAAAUUAGGCUUUUGUCACAAUGAUCUGCAUGCAAGCAACUGUCUUCUUGACAAGAACUUCAAUUUAAAGCUGACUGAUUUUGGCCGUGCCACCACCAUUGGACAGUUUCUUGAAGGUACCUUGCCUCCACGGGCCAUGCCAAUACUGGCUGGACCAUUGAAAGGCACAUACGGUCUCUGUUCUGCCAGAACCGAACAGUUUGCCGUCGGGACACUUCUAUACUUCAUGGUAUAUGGUCAUGAACCCUAUGACGACGUAAUCCUCAGCGCCGAGGAAUCGGAUCGUCGAUUUGGGGAGAUGGAAUUUCCAGAACUGAACCGCAACGAAGUCCUUGACGAGAUUAUUUCUGCUUGUUGGCACAAUGUCUAUCCUACAAUGGCCUUGCUAGCAUACGACGUCAAACGCAAGACAAAGGACAUGAUUCGGAAUGCAGAAUACAUCUCCAUUGACUCUGAUGAGGAGACAAAAACCUGUAAAGCAUUGGUUCGCAGAGGCUUGUUGGGACCUGAGUUGGCUCUCAACUUUCAGCCGGCCUGGCGAAGAUACUUACAUGCUAUUGUGAAGAGAACCAUGUCUAUUUGGCAAUGCUUUCUACAGAGGAAAUUCUGGCCCUGGUCUUGA
Messenger RNA from Penicillium salamii, 1038 nucleotides. The record is from the annotation of a GenBank genome assembly. Lineage: Eukaryota; Fungi; Ascomycota; Eurotiomycetes; Eurotiales; Aspergillaceae.